CCCACUCGGCCAGCACGCCGCCGUCCACCAAAUUAGCAACUUUGCGCCUCUCCGCCGGCUGCAAACGCUGUCGUCGCCUCGCCUCCCCCUGCCGCUCCCCACGCCUCACGCGGAGAUACGGCCGCAUCUGGGCGCAUCUCGUUGCGCUGACGCUCCGGCGCCGCCGCCCCAGCCUGCCGCAAGUCGCCGGCCCCGUCAGGCUCCGCGUCCGGCCUCCGGCAUGUUCGCGCCUACGGUUGCUGGGAAUCCGUACGCCUAGCAGCGAAUUGAUAAGUCCCUCCCACCUUUUGUUUGCUCUCUACAAAUUCCGUAGGAAUCCAAAAUUGGUUGAAAUCUUGCGACUAGUUAGCAUCUGCAAUCUGUCCGUCUCCACCUUUUUUUUAGUGGGCAUGAUUGCAGCGCAAGAUCACUAAGAAACGACAAAGCUGAAUACUUCGUUUGGAGCAUAUAGCAUAUUAUAGCAGCAACUUGUAUCAGAGCAUAUUAUAUCAGCAUUCAGCCACUAGUAUCUGCUGUUAGUACUUCAAUUGGAGCAUAUCAAAUUAAAUAGUUCGUUUGCCUGCAGAAUUAACUAGUUGAUCUGGAUCAAGACGACGACUUAUUCUCAUCGCAGGGUGGGGGUGAAGACGACUUGGGCAGCCAUCAUACACUAAGCAUCCAACUUGUGCAGGAAGUGGAGAGCUUGCACCCAGUGGUGGUGAACUAGUGAUCUUGUUGAGGAACCUCCUAGUUUUGCUCUCCGAGGCAAAAUUCAGUGGCAGUGGAAGAUCUGGCGAGCAAGGAAGAUUCAGCAACGAUUGUGGCGGUGAUGGCCUCCAGCAUCCAUGAAUCCACUGCAGAACCCCUCCUGGUAAUCAUGAACCCCCUGCUCCUAUCAUCAGCAUGCUCUGGCUCUUGGCAGGACUUGGAGUUUCUGCUCAACAGGGGAAUCGAUCAAGUGCAACCUUCCAUUAUGCCUAGUCAAGCAUUUCUUGACCUGCUUAUGGCCUACGGCUCCGACAGCUGCAUCAACAAAAGCGCGUCAACGCAGCGAGUUUCCGAUGAUAUCGAAGCAUUUCUUAACCUGCCUUCAACUGUGCCGUCACUCCUGGAUGGAGUCACCACUGAAGGGGGCACCGUACUCCAUGUGGUGGCCACAUAUGGCGACAGUGAUGGCUUCUUGAGGAGUGUGGACACCAUCCAUAGCAAGGCAAAACACCUUCUGUUUGCGCAAAACAAUAACGGCGACACGCCCCUGCACUGUGCUGCACGAGCUGGGAUGUUCCGGAUGGUCUCUCAUCUCAUUAGUUUGGCCAGAGAUGAGAGUACGAGUGUUAACAGAGUGAAGGAAUUCGUGGAAAUGGAGAACAAGCUUAAGGAGACAGCAUUGCAUCAGGCAGUCCAUAUUGGGGAUAAUGACAUAGUCAAGCUGCUAAUGGAGGAAAAUUCAGAGUUGGCCAGUAUUCCGAAAGACGGCACUUCACCUCUGUACCUGGCUAUCUUGCUGGAAGAGGACAUCAUUGCUGAGACACUUUAUAGUGCAAGUAACAUGUAGCUUUCCUACUCCGGGCCUAAUGGACAGAAUGCGUUGCAUGCCGCGGUUCUUCGAGGCACAGAGCUUACUAAAAAGGUCUUGGAAUGGAACAGUGAUCUCACUACACAAACAGAUGAAAGCGGGAGUACACCUCUCCAUUUUGCUGCAGCUCUGUUAGGGCAAAGUCUCCAAGGAAGUGUAUGCUGCCAAGUAUUGGAAGCUAACUCAGCUGCAUUGUAUCAAUCAGACCACAAUGGAUUAUUUCCAAUACACGUUGCUGCCUCUGUUGGUGAAAGAGGGACAAUCAUCAUGUUUCUUAACAAGUCCCCAACCAGCGCCGGUUUGCGCGACAGCAUGGGAAGGACAUUCCUUCAUGUAGCUGCUGAGAAAAAGAAAGUCAGGAUAGUCAGUUUUGUUUGCAGAAAUCGAUCGCUCUCAUCGAUUCUGAAUAUGCAGGAUAAUGAUGGAAACACUGCACUACACCUAGCUAUCCAGACAGGGAGUCUUCCAAUGUUUUGUGCUUUGUUAGGUAAUCGGCAAAUACGUUUAAACUUACCAAAUAAGAAACGGCAAACUGCUCUAGAUAUGUCACAGUAUAAGAUCCCCUCAGGAUUUUUUGAUGAUCAGAACAGUGAAGCCAGGAUACACUUUGCACUUAAAGUCGUUAGUGCUAGGAGUGGUGGCUGUCGCCAGGAUCACUUUGAAGAAAACUACAAUGACCAGCUAAAACAUUAUGAAAAAGAAGAAUUAGCAAAGGUGAAAGAUUCAACACAAACAUUGUGUAUUGCUGUAGUGCUAAUUGCAACUAUGACGUUUGGUGCUACUUUUGCCCUUCCUGGAGGUUACAGAGCCGAUGAGCAUACCAAUGGAGGCACGCCUACACUUUCUGGGAGUUAUGCUUUUGAUGCAUUCAUAAUAGCGAGCACACUCUCUUUCAUCUUGUCUGCGAUGGCUAUAGUAGGUCUCAUAUAUUCUGGAUACUACUCACACAGUCGCAAAAUUUUCUUACUCGUAGCCUUGUAUUUUGGAGCAACAUCAGUCACAUGUUUCACAGCAGCUUUUGCACUAGGCUUAUACAUGGUGCUAGCGCCAGUUGCUCAUAAGUGUGCUGUCACUAUCUGUGUCAUUAUCCCCUUUGUUGUUCUAUGCAACAAAAUUGAAUUUUUGGUAAAGUGGGUUCUUCUGGCCCAUCAUUAUGUACUCGAAUUGGGCUAAUUCGCACAUUGGUAAUAUUAGCAACAAAAAUCCUUUGCAACCUGCUGAUGGAAUUUUGGCCCAUCAUAUCCAUAUUUGUUUGGGCCACAUAUAUAAGGAACUAGGCUUAUAAAUGGAACUGCUGAUACAAACUAUUAGCACCCAUGACUACUUGAAGAUGCAUCAAAUGGAGAAUUUUUCGGUCAAGGUGUUUUCGCCUGACCGUUGGGUAUUUAGGAUUUACUGUGCUUUUCUUAUAAGAAUAUUUAAUUAUUUUUAAGUGUUGUGUCCUGAUGUACCUUUAUGUUCAAGAGUUUGUGCUCAUCAUCAUGUAAACACUGAUUUCCAGUGCUAUAUACAACUUCUUUGAAAUGUGCAAUUGGUUUUGAUUUUC
Triticum aestivum (bread wheat) is the source of this 3101-nucleotide messenger RNA. RefSeq names its product protein ACCELERATED CELL DEATH 6. The record is from RefSeq and is a predicted model, not a curated record. The transcript has 3 exons. Gene Ontology annotation, cellular component: plasma membrane. Gene Ontology annotation, molecular function: protein binding. The coding region runs from base 1823 to 2728 and encodes 301 amino acids. Lineage: Eukaryota; Viridiplantae; Streptophyta; Magnoliopsida; Poales; Poaceae.